CUGCGGCCAAGGGGUGCACCUUCACAGGGUGGAAGCAGCAGGAGAGGGAGGGGCUAAACCCUCAUCUACUCCGACCACGGCGAAGAAAAGCCGCCGUCCGAGGAUGAAGCUUUAAGGUCCGGUCCUCCCUGAAUUAGCAAAGGUCAGGACUAGACUCCCUCUUUCUAAGGAGCAUUCUCAGAUAUGGCGGAGGGGUUGACAGUUGGAAAUUGGUACGGUUCUACUAUUAUUCGUAAGUUGGUCGACGCCGCCCGCUCCAUUGAAGAGGCAGACCAUUUCGAUUCAAAGAUUCAGGUUAUGCUGCGUGAACUACAGUCUGCCCUUGGAGGCAGCCAAGCUUUGAUCAGUGAUCCUGAGAGAGGGCUGGCAAGUGACCCUGCCCAGUCCGUAUUGCUGGGGCAACUCAGAGAUGCUUGCUAUGAGGCGGACGACUUGCUGGACAAAUUUCACUUAAGAAUCCUUUCCACGAAGAUGAACCGUGACAAGAAGGUGCGGUGCAUUCCAUCCUGUUUUAUGUAUUUCAAGAAUUUAGUUUCGCUCCGUGAUGACCUUCAAAACUUAAAGAAUCUUGUGGGAGAACUUCAAGGAAUUUCUAAUGGUGUCAGGCGUAUUUACAUGUUAGUUGACAAAACUAAUGGGCGGAUAGGUUGUAGCAAAAAGCGGAUGGUCAACUUCGAGACGACGUCCAUUCCACCGGACAGAAUUAUUGGGCGUGAGAAGGAGAAAGAAGAGAUAGUAAGCAUAUUGUUGAGUUCAGGUGAUGGGGUCGAUGUCCUUCCAUUAGUAGGCAUGGGGGGGGUUGGCAAAACAACUCUUGCACAACUUGUUUACAACGACGAGAGAGUGAAGAUGCAUUUCGACGCAAGAGCCUGGUGUUAUGUAUCUGCUGAUUUUGACAUCGAAAGGAUUUCAAAGCAGCUUUUGUACUUCCUGUCAGAUGAUCUCUCCGAUACUAUUUCUGAUAUGGAAACCAGUUUUGUGAAACUUGAGCAUGCUAUGUCAAACAAGAAACUUUUUCUUGUCCUUGAUGAUGUGUGGGAUGACACACCUGACCACUGGGACAUGAUGCGCCACUUCUUAUUUGCACGCGGUGCAAGAGGGGGCAAGGUUUUGGUAACAACUCGAAGUGCACACGUUGCUGCUCUUAUGGGUACUAUCAGCCCUAUAAUGGUAGGAUGUCUAUCAGAGGAUGAGUGCUGGGCCCUUAUUCGGCGUUUAUCAUUUUGUUAUAAGAAUCUAGAGCAUGAGGAAUGGAAGAACUUGGAGCCUAUUGGUAUGCAAAUAUGUAGAAAGAUUGGAGGUUUGCCAUUAGCAGCAUUGUUGGUAGGGACUCUAUUACGAACCAACGAGGAUGAGAUGUCCUGGAGAAGAAUGUUGGAAGGUGAAGAAUGGUGGGAGAAAGGUAUUUCUCCAGGAGGGCUCUUGCCAACUCUCAUGUUGAGCUAUCAACACCUAAAUGAUGAUUUGAGACAAUGCUUUUCUUACUGUUCCAUUUUCCCUCGGGGAUACAUGUUCGAGAAACAUAAAUUAGUCCAGAUGUGGCUAGCACAGGGUUACAUUAAACUAGAUGACGGAGAGGAAAUGACAGUGACACUGGAGGAUGUUGGGAGCGGAUGGUUUGAUCAACUAAUGUAUAAGUCUUUCUUUCAACCUGCAGAGGAAAACAGAUAUGCAAUGCAUGAGUUGAUGCACGAUUUGGCAGCAUCUCUCUCUUUGGAUGAUUGCUUUGUAGUUGAAGAUGAGUCACGAGAUAUUCCAUGGACGGUUCGCCACUUCGGUGUUAGGACUGAUAAAUUGGAGGUGCUCAAGGAAAUGAUAAAAUAUAAAAGGUUGCGUACCCUUUUGUUCUUUGGCAAAUAUGAUUUGCAUGAAUUUUCUAGGGUUUUUGAAGACAUGUUCAUAUUUCUGAAGGACCUGCGGGUGCUGGACCUAUCUUCAACUCCCAUAAAAAAGCUACCAGAUUCUUUCGGUGGCUUAUUGCAUCUCCGGUACCUAGACAUUUCUAACACCAAAAUCAGACUGCUUCCUACAUCUUUUUCUAGGCUUCGCAAUCUGCAAGUGCUGGAUUUGCGAGGAUGCCACUUUCAGGAGUUACCGAAAGGCAUGAGCAAAUUAAUCAACCUGCGAUAUUUGUAUGGCGAUUCUGAAAUUGUUUCUCUAAUAGAGCGGAUUGGAGAACUAACUAAUCUCCAUUACAUAGAGGAAUUUCCUGUCAGACAGAAGAGGGGGCAUGGAAUAGGAGAGUUAGAAAACUUGAUGAAUCUUCGAAGGAUUUCAAUUAAGAAUCUUGAGAAUGUCAAAACUAAGGAGGAGGCCAAGAAGGCUAAGUUGAAGAAUAAAAAGAACCUCAAGGCAUUGCAGCUAGAAUGGAAAUGGAGUUCUCCAACAAGAAACCGGCCUGAUGGGCAGGAAGAGGUACUUGAAGGGCUCAAACCACAUUACAGCCUUAGGGAGCUCAGCAUUACGGGCUAUGAUGGCAUUUUCUACCCAUAUUGGAUGGCGGGGAAUCACUACCCUCUCAUCAAUCUGGUGCAUAUACAUCUCCGUCAUUGUCACAGGUGGGAAAACCUCCCAUCUUUUGGGCAACUUCCCUGCCUCAGGAUUCUGCAUUUUGAAAAUAUGCCUGCACUAACCCGAAUUGGUGAUCAGUUUUAUGGCAAUGUUGAUGUGGUCUUUCCAUCUCUGGAGCAGCUGACAUUUCUGGAGUUGAAGAAUUUGAGGGAGUGGUCAGAAAUAGAUAGUCAUCAGUCCUUUCCGCGCCUCCGUAAAAUUCAGAUUAAGGACUGCCGCAGCCUAACAAAAUGUCCCUUCCUCUCUAUUCACUCAUCAGUUGAAGAGCUUGUAAUCAACAACUGUGGUGACCUCGGCAUUGCACUGCCUGGAUGUCUACAAAGCUUCACCUCUCUGACUCUCCUAAUGAUAUCUCAUUACCACCACAAAACAUAUAUUAGUUUGUCCAACAUCAAAGCACUUGAGAAAUUGCACCUUGAAGACUGCCCAGAGCUGAGAAUGCCAGGUGGGCUUCACUCUCUUGCUAACCUGAAGAAGCUACAUAUUGAAGGAUGUCCCAUGUUGAAUGUGUCCUCACUGCCUAAGCAACCAGAUAUGGAGAAGGGCUUGCAAUCUCUCACUGAUGUCUGCAUGGAUGACAGUAUCCUACUUAAUGACGGAUGGGCUCUUUUAGGAAGCCUCCCUUCACUCAGGAUUUUGAAUUUCCAGCACUUUAACCAUCUUGGUUACUUUAGCAAGGAGCAGGAGUUGUGGUUUCAUCAACUAACCUCCAUCCAAGAGCUGGGGAUAUCCAACUGUCGCAGUUUGGAGCACCUGCCUGCUGACUUGUCUACGCUUUUAUCCCUUAAGAAACUGAGUAUAACAAACUGUCCCAAGAUUAUGUCACUUCCAGAGAAUGGCUUGCCUAUUUCACUCAAAGACUUGCAGAUCUCAGGAUGCCCAGCAUUGGAAGAGCGGUGCUCAAAGGUUGGACCUGAUCGGAUAAAGAUUGCUCACAUCCCUCGUGUACGUGUCACAGAUGCCGUGACAAUGAAAACCUGACACUUGACAACUACUCCGAUGCUUUUGGAGUUUCUUCGUGUUUUUACAAUAUCAGCGCACGUCACUGGUAUGCAUAAAUCUAAUUUUUGGCAAGUUUAUGGCUUGUGGGACAACUUGAGCUUGAUCUCUUGUCAUAGUUGUUUAUUAGCAAUUGAUGUGCCAGGCCACAAUUGUCAGGGCUUUGUUGGAAAUUUGGAAGGAGAGGAAUUUGAGAAUUCUCACUGAAGACUUUGCUUGCUUGUUUUCGGGCUCGAGCUCCAUGGAGGCUGUUUGUCCUUUUGGCAGGGUGCCUAUCUGAGACCCAAGGAGAAAGUUGUGUUUCUUACUGGGGUUUUUGAUCCCAACACAAUGUAGGUAGGAGGACAAGUGUUGGCUAUUUAGGGUCGCCUGGGUCCGGUGCGGCCUUUUCUUUCUUUUUUUUUUUUUUUUGUGUUGUAUAAAGGAGAGAUUGCAUCUGUUGUUUUGUAAUUGGUCAGGCUUGUCCGGUAGCUCCCUCGUCAAAAAGGGUUACUGCUUUAUUUUCUUUCGCCUUUCCUAAAUGAAACCGGAGUAUUCUUUAUCAAUACUCUAGAGUGUGGGUGCCAUGAAUUUCAAUUUGUCAUGUAAGGAAAUGUAAUUUGGUUGGCCGAUAUCA
Molecule: messenger RNA, 4186 nt
Organism: Phoenix dactylifera (date palm)
Lineage: Eukaryota; Viridiplantae; Streptophyta; Magnoliopsida; Arecales; Arecaceae
Source: RefSeq, a predicted model, not a curated record